Molecule: messenger RNA, 2139 nt
Organism: Closterium sp. Naga37s-1
Lineage: Eukaryota; Viridiplantae; Streptophyta; Zygnematophyceae; Desmidiales; Closteriaceae
Source: the annotation of a GenBank genome assembly
AUGGCUGCGACGUCUCUCGUCGACGCGUUAAAGUCCGCCGCUCUUCGCAUUUUUGACUCCGCGUCUCCCGCCGUGCUGGCCAGUGCAGGGCUUUCCAAUCACACCAGCGACCCCAGCUCGUCCUGGUCCGCACCCGCCUCUCUCCAUCGCGCCACGUCAGCACUCUGGUCGUCUGCUAUCAACCGAACCGGUGCGGGAAACCCGGGUUCGUGCGCCGAAUGGGCCAGUGGAAACGGAUCGACCGCUUUUAAAAGCUCCUCGGGGUCCUUUCCCGCCGCUUGGUCCUUCGAUACCUCCUCCUACCCCUCCUUAACGUCGUCCCUUGCGCACGCUGCACGUUGCGGCUAUUCUCGUCGAGUCGCGGAGGCGCAGCAAGGCGGGAUCUUGGCGCCAUGGCAGAUCGCGGCUCUCGCCUGCGGUGUGGUUUUCCUCGUGCUCGCGCGCUCGCUCUCGCUCACCGUACGCUUGCGCCGAGUCCUGCAGCCGUUUGUAACGCGUAUGGUGGAGCGAGGCACGGCGACGGUCGUUAGCAUUCAGCGCUACCGGCGGCCAUGGCUGGACGCGUUCAUGUCGUUCAUGGCUAUGGCGGUCUCCGUGGAGUUUUACACCGCCUUUCUCCCCGUCCUCUUCUGGUCCGGCAGGCCGUAUCUCGCCUCGCUGGCGGUGUUGCUGCUCGCUCUCUGCACGUACGCAGGGAACGCGCUCAAGGACGUGGUGGCGGCGCCGCGGCCGCUCUCCCCGCCAGCGCAGCGGGUCACGGGGACGCACAUGGACGCGCAGAGCAGCUUCGAGUUCGGCCUGCCCUCCUCGCACACCAUCAACACCAUCGCACUCUCCCUCUAUCUGCUGCUCUUCCUGUACCUGAGGGAAGGCAUGAGCGUCUCUGCGCUGCUCCCCCUGGCCACAGUCGUGCUGGUUGUGGUGGUUAUUGUCGUCGCUGGCCGCCUGUACCUGGGCAUGCAUUCGCCCAUCGACCUGGCAGCGGGCAUGGCCAUAGGAGUGGCCAUGCCGCUGCUGCUGCUGUGUGUCGACAUGCACAUCCUGCACUUCUGGAUACAUGGGCCCAACGUGCUGCUCUUCCACGCCUGCCUGGCGGUGCUGCAGCUGUUCGCCUACCCCACGCCCCCCCGCCCCACGCCCAGCUACGAGGACCACAAUGCCUUCACCGGUGUCAUUCUCGGCCUCGUCUCAAGCUACCAUCUGAGGCUCCCUGGUCUGGGUCCGCACUACCUCGCACUGCCCCUUCCCGGCGACUCCCUCUCUCUCUCCUCCGCCAUCACCAUCGCCGCGAGAGCCCUCAUAGGCCUGCCUCUCGCGCUGCUUAUGAAGGAAAUCGGCAGCGCUACAGCCAAGCAGGUGCUGCCGCUGCUCUGCCGCACCCUCGGAAUUCCUGUGUUCUCCACGCGAUAUGUUAAGGGGCUGCGCCGGGUGGGUGGCAGCAUGCAUAGGGUGGGGAGUGCACCUGGUGGCAUUACGGGCAUGCGCAAGGUUGGGAGUGUGUGUGGGCUUGCUGGUGAGGGGAGGGGUGGGGAGGCGGAGGGGAAGGGGCCUGCUAUGGGGAGCUGUGGGGGGGGGGUGUUCUGUCAGGAGUUAGACGAGGAUGAGGUCUCGGUGCCUUGGGCUGUCGGUGGGAGCAGUGACGUGGAUGCUGGCGCUGCUGCUGCUGCCGCUGCUGUUGCUGGUGCUGCUGCAACUACUGUAAAUGCUCCUACUCCUGCCCCUGUUCCUGUUCCUGUUCCUGCUGCUGCUGCUGCUGCUGCUGCUGCGGCUGUUGCCACUGCGGCUGCAGAGAGGAGUGCACGUGAGAAGAAGGGUCUGUGGAAGAGGGCGAGCAGGAUGAGGAAGAGUGAGUCAGCAGUGUCUUUUGCUGCCAGUGCCGCAGCUCACGCCAAGUCAACUUCUGCUGGUGCAGCCAGGUCCGCAGCCAAAGCGCAAUCAUGGGGCACGUUUGCAUCAGCCAAAGGUGCUGCCACUGGUGGUAAAGCGACAGCAGAAGCAGCAGCAGUAACUCCAAAACCAGCAAAAGCAGUGGUGCAUCAGUUUGAUGUUGACACGGGUAUUCGUCUUUGUGCCUAUAUGUGCCUGGCCUGGUCUCUUGGAGGCCUGGCUCCCAUUGUCUUCCACGCUGUUGGUGUUUGA